Molecule: messenger RNA, 1574 nt
Organism: Terrapene triunguis (Three-toed box turtle)
Lineage: Eukaryota; Metazoa; Chordata; Testudines; Emydidae
Gene: IRX5
Product: iroquois homeobox 5
Exons: 4
Coding region: 80-1480 (466 amino acids)
Biological process (GO): neuron differentiation; cell development; regulation of transcription by RNA polymerase II
Cellular component (GO): nucleus
Molecular function (GO): DNA-binding transcription factor activity, RNA polymerase II-specific; RNA polymerase II cis-regulatory region sequence-specific DNA binding
Source: RefSeq, a predicted model, not a curated record
GGCUUGACAUCCAAACAAGUCACCUAGAAAAAUCCAAGCGAGCGGCAGCUCCCGGCUCUAUUGCUGCCCGGGUAUAUGUAUGUGUUUGGCCAUGUCGUAUCCUCAGGGUUACUUGUACCAGCCCUCCGCUUCCUUGGCGCUCUACUCGUGUCCGGCGUACAGUACCAGCGUGAUUUCGGGACCCAGGACCGAUGAACUUGGGCGAUCUUCUUCGGGCUCCGCUUUUUCGCCUUAUGCCGGAUCUACCGCGUUUACUGCCCCUUCUCCCGGUUACAACUCCCACCUCCAGUACGGCACCGACCCGGCAGCCGCCGCCGCCGCCGCCUUCACUUCAUACGUGGGCUCACCCUACGACCACACACCAGGUAUGGCAGGUUCCCUGGGGUACCAUCCCUACGCGGCGCCCCUGGGCUCCUACCCCUAUGGAGAUCCAGCCUACCGAAAAAAUGCCACCCGGGAUGCCACCGCCACCCUGAAGGCCUGGCUGAACGAGCACCGCAAGAACCCCUACCCCACCAAGGGCGAGAAGAUCAUGCUGGCCAUCAUCACCAAAAUGACCCUCACCCAGGUCUCCACCUGGUUCGCCAACGCCCGGCGGCGGCUCAAAAAGGAGAAUAAAAUGACCUGGACCCCCAGGAACCGUAGCGAGGACGAGGAAGAAGAGGAGAAUAUCGACCUCGAGAAAAACGACGAGGACGAGCCCCAGAAGCUGGAAGAAAAGGGUGACCCGGAGGCUCCCGAGACAGGAGGAGAAGAGCAGAAGGCAGCCCCGGGCUGCGAGCGGCUGCAGGAGCCCCACUCCCCGGCGGGCCAGGAGGCCGAGGGCGGCCUGAGUGACUCGGAUUGUAAAGAGCCUCCGGAGGAGAGGCUGGAGGGGAGGCCGGGCCCCCCCAAAGCGGCCGGCCCUGCGGCCUUGCACCAGUACCGGCCCCCUUCGGCAGCCGCCGCCGCCGCCGCCCCCCACCCGGGAGACCUGCACCCCAUCGCCCCCUCCAGCAACAGCACGUCGGUGAUCCACUCGCCGCAACAGGCGGCCCUCGCCAAACCCAAACUCUGGUCCCUGGCCGAGAUCGCCACCUCCGCGGACAAAUCGAGAGAGAGCAGCAGCGAGGUGUCUCCGGGAGCGGGGCCGAACCAGGGCCCUCCCUUGGCCGGGAGCAGCACCUCGCAUUCCCCGUCGCGGUCUCCCUCCUCCCAGUGCCCUUUUCCUAACAGCGCCGUCCUCUCCCGGCCCCUUUACUACGCGUCUCCGUUUUAUCCGGGCUACACGAACUAUAGCACCUUUGGGCACCUUCACAGCCACGCUGGCACCAACCCGGCCGCCGGAGCCCCCAGCAGCCAUUUCAAUGGAUUAAACCAGACUAUUUUAAACAGAGCAGAAACCUUGGCUAAAGAAACUAAAAUGAUCAGAAGCCAAUCCCAAGUAGAUCUUUGCAAAGACUCACCUUACGAACUGAAGAAAGGUAUGUCCAACAUUUAAUAUUGGCUUCUUCUCCGAUAACUCCCCUUGGGACUUUGGUUUUUUUAAUUUAUUUAAUGCUUUGGCAGUUAUUUUUCCACUACCAAGAGAAAAA